CUCCGCGCGCCGCGGCCGUCGGAACGCAGCUGAGGGGAGAGACCACUAGGCUUUGGGGAAAGGGGAGGCCCUAGGGAGAGACCACUUAGGACGCGGGAGCGGGGAGGAAGCGGGUAUCUGGGGGAAAGAGGGGAGCGAGCGUCUCCUGUGAGGGGCGCCUGGGCGAUACCAUUGCGAGUCUGGGCGCGGGGGGAGGACAGAUAUCUCAGGGAGGAACCAUUUCCUGGCCGGGGGCGGGCAAACUGCCUCUAACGGCCCCAUUUGCUAAUUAAAUUGGGGCAGAAAGAGCUUUAUUAAAGGGAGGAGGGUAUUGUUGAGUGUGUGUGUGGGGUGUGUUUGUGUGGGGGGUUAAUAAGGGUCUGAUUUGGAUCAGUUUUUCAGUCAGAACUGGGGAGGGUCAUUAGCCUGAGCGAGGCCAUCUUUGUUUGUAGAAGAGGAUUCUGGGUAACGGGGGUAUUGUUGUGGGUCUGAGUGUGAGUUGUGCCUCUCUCUGUGUGUGUUAAUAGAGGGCUGUUUUGGGUCAGGAUUUCAGUCAGGACUGGGAAAAGUAUUUAGCCUGAGUGAGGCCAUCUUUGUAGAAGGGGAUUCUGGGUAAAAGGGGUUUUGUGUGUGUGUGUGGUGUGGCUGUGUAUCUGUGGGUUCAUAGGGAGCUCUGUUGGGUCAGGUUUUUACUCAGAACCCGGGAGUGUGGUUAGCCUGAGUGAAGCCAUCUUUGUUUUUUAGAGGGGAUUCUGGGUAAAGGAGGGGGCAGUUGGUUUGGCAAAGUAAAGGGGGCAUUUGGGUUAGUUGUGGGCAGCUAAAGACUGCCACCGCCGCUGCUGCCUGCCUUCCUGUUCGCUCAGAUGUGCGCACCUGUCCUGCAGCCUCCUCCUCAGGAGAGAUUGGGCCUCCAAUCUGGAUUAUCAAAGCCUAAUCUGGAUUAACUGCAUCUCCUUGGGAUCCUUUCCUUGGAGUCCCUGUGCUUCGGGAAGCAAAGCCGACUGAGGCGGAGGGGGGGGGGGGGGGCUUUGCUUGAGGAAUAAUAACAAUAACAAUUCAGCCUCCUAGGACUCUUCCAGCCAGAGCCCCAUCUGGCUUUUCCGUCUCCUUCCGUCUCUCUUCCAACGGGAACGAAAGCAGAGAUUAAAGGGCCAAAAGAGCCAACAAUUUAGCUUUUGGAAACUUAACCAGCCUUGUUCCUGGAACAGAGGAGACCUUCCUGCAGUCUUUUGGGAUAUAAGGAAUUCCAGGAACUGCUUGAGAAAAGCGUUGCCUCCUUGCUGAGGGAGAAUCCGGACGUCUUCCCCGUUUGGGAACUGAUGUCGAGGGGGAGCUGACAUUUGGGAAUUACCUCCGGGGCCGUCUUUUCCUGAGCAAACCAUGGAUGUGUGGUCCAGAAUAGCCGUCUGGAUCCUGUGUGGCUUCCUUCUGCAGCAAGGACACGGGGACCGGGCCCCAGGCACCCACCUGGACGAGGCCACCAUUGCAGAGUUCUGCCGCAUCGACCAGCCCUUGUGCCAGAAUGAGGACGAGCAGCUCAGCUUCGAGGCUGUCCGGAACAUCCACAAGCAGAUGGACGACGAUGCCAACGGCAACGUAGACGUGGAGGAGAGUGAUGAGUUCCUGAGGGAAGACUUGAACUACCACGACCCAACAGUCAAGCACAGCACUUUCCAUGGGGAGGACAAGCUCAUCAGUGUGGAGGAUCUUUGGAAGGCCUGGAAAGCCUCCGAAGUUUACAACUGGACGGUCGAUGAGGUUGUGCAGUGGCUGAUCACUUAUGUAGAGCUGCCACAGUAUGAAGAAACCUUCAGGAAGCUGCAGCUCACUGGGCAUGCCAUGCCAAGGUUGGCAAUAACCAAUGCCACCAUGACCGGAACUGUCCUGAAGAUGACCGACAGGAGCCACCGGCAGAAGCUGCAACUCAAAGCCUUGGAUACCGUCCUGUUUGGGCCUCCCCUCCUGACACGCCACAAUCACUUGAAAGACUUCAUGCUGGUGGUGUCCAUUGUGAUCGGUGUGGGUGGCUGCUGGUUUGCUUACAUCCAGAACCGCUACUCCAAAGAGCACAUGAAGAAGAUGAUGAAGGACCUGGAGGGCCUCCAUAGAGCUGAACAAAGCCUCCACGACCUCCAGGAGAGGCUCCAGAAGGCCCAAGAGGAGCAUCGCACAGUCGAGGUGGAGAAGGUCUCCCUGGAGAAGCGGCUCCAGGACGAGAUCAGCAUGGCCAAACAGGAGGCUCACCGACUCAGGGAGCUGCGGGAGGGCACCGAGAACGAGCUCAGCCGACAGAAGUAUGCCGAGCAAGAGCUGGAACAGGUCCGCAUGGCGCUCAAGAAUGCAGAGAAGGAGCUGGAGUCGCACAGCAGCUGGGCUGCCCCAGAGGCCCUGCAGAAGUGGCUGCAGCUGACCCAUGAGGUAGAGGUCCAGUACUACAACAUCAAGAAGCAAAACGCUGAGAAGCAGCUGCUGCUGGCCAAGGAGGGGGCUGAGAAAAUAAAGAAGAAACGCAACACCCUCUUUGGAACAUUCCAUGUAGCGCACAGCUCGUCCCUGGACGACGUGGAUCAUAAAAUCUUAACGGCCAAGCAGGCCCUGAGUGAGGUGACGGCCGCCUUACGAGAGCGUCUCCACCGCUGGCAGCAGAUCGAGAUGCUGUGUGGCUUCCAGAUUGUCAACAACCCGGGCAUCCACACGCUGGUGGCUGCCCUCAACAUCGACCCUGCCUGGGUGGGCUCCUCCACCCGGGCCAACACCUCUCACUUCAUCAUGACCGACGACGUGGAUGACCUCGAUGAGGAGAUUGUUUCCCCCAUGUCCAUGCAAUCCCCUGCCUUGCCCAGCAGCAUUCGCCAACGUCUCGUGGACCCACAGCUCUCCAUGGGAUCCCAGAGGUUGGUAGAGAGUCACCAGCCCCCUGGCCAGGGCGAGUCAGGCCAGCUGGUCCAUUACCUGCCCGGUGGCAGGGUCACCCUGCGCCGAAUGCCCAGCAUCUCUGGCGGGCAGCCCUUCAGCUCGGACGUCCACGCCGCUGCCAACACGGCCUCACCCUCUUGCUCCCCCACUGGGCACAUGGCGACCUCUGCCUCUCCUUGCCACACGCUCCCUAUCCUCUACCACCACACCUCUUCCUCUUACAUCCUCCAGAUGGAUGCCCUGCCCCCUCCUGACGUCACCUCUGGGACCCGAUGUCGCGCUGAGAGCUUCGGAGACCUCUCCCGCUCGGACUCCGACUCCUCCAUCCCUCACAUGAGUGACAACCAGCGCAUCUCCAGCUCAGCCCCCAAGCUGUUGCCCCCCAGGCCAGCCCUGCUGAACAAGUCCAUGGAGGAGGUGGGAGCCUCCAGCCUCCUGGCCCUCGGGGCCCUUUCCCCCAGCAGCAGCUGCAAUAGGCACGUGGAGGCAUCUUCCCUGCCAGAGCAGCUCCCAGAAAGCCCCAUCAUCAUGAAGAAAGCGAUGAUGCUCAACCAUGGCCUGGAGAAGUCCACCAGCCUGGGGGAGAUCUCUCACUCAGUGGCGGUAACAGCAGGAGGCGGUGGAUCGCGGCACAGCCACUCCGACUCCUCACGCUCCCACAGCCCCAGCUCCACGGAGCCCGACACCCCCUCGCCCACUUCGGAGGGGCGUCCCAACAGCCUGGGAAAAAGCAAUAGCCGCAUUCCACACCUAGCCUCCAAGAAGAGCGGGGCAGCGACGGCGGGGGGUGAGGAAGACAGCGGCUCCACGGGCGAGGAAACCGACUCAGGCCCCGGCAAGAAGAAGUUCCCCCUCAAGAUCUUCAAGAAGCCCAAGAAAUAGCCAGGGGGAAGAAGGAAGGAAGGAGGGGAGAAAGAAGCUCCCCACCCCUGGGACAGGAGCCCCUUCUCUGUGAAAGGGGCGACGGGAGGGGGGCACCACCUCACAGGUGUGCCUCUCUGCCCCCAGAGCACCUUAUGGGGAGGGGCAAGUGCCCACCUGCCCACGGACCCCUCUCCCUCCCCCUUCCCGGCUGCCGCGGCUGGAGAAGCCAAGAAAGGCCUAUUUAUUUUUAUUUUUCGGUGACCCUGGCCUGCCCCACAAUUCUCCAGCUCCAGUGACCUUUGCUUUUGCUGCUUUCCUGCCACUGCUGCUGUUGCGCAUGGCUUUGCCUCAUUCCCCCCCCCCCCCCCCCCCCC
Molecule: messenger RNA, 4133 nt
Organism: Sceloporus undulatus (fence lizard)
Lineage: Eukaryota; Metazoa; Chordata; Lepidosauria; Squamata; Phrynosomatidae
Gene: STIM1
Product: stromal interaction molecule 1
Exons: 13
Coding region: 1360-3777 (805 amino acids)
Biological process (GO): intracellular calcium ion homeostasis; store-operated calcium entry; activation of store-operated calcium channel activity
Cellular component (GO): plasma membrane; endoplasmic reticulum
Molecular function (GO): calcium ion binding; calcium channel regulator activity; protein binding
Source: RefSeq, a predicted model, not a curated record